GGAAGGAGCCAGGCAGAAUAAGCUGUUGCUCUAACAAUUACACUAAGCAGACAGAGAGACAGAAAGAAAGCGGAGAGCUCCCAAGGUCCCAGAGAAAGAGGGCUGGGGAAAGUCAUACUGAAUGAUCUGCUUUUUUAAUAGACACUACGCUCAGAGUGAGUAGGGAAGGGACAGGCAGGAAGGCAGGACUUGGGAAAGGGAUCCUAGUCCUGUGAGAGUCCAUUAAAUAGCUAAAGCUACUGAUUUUUAGCAAGCCGCAGGGUGUGCAGAGUUGGAACUUGCCUUCCAGAUUUAUCGGACAAAGUGCUUGUACCCUAAGCUUUCUAGUGGACCCCACGAAAGGCUGCUCACUUCAUGGCAACUUGGACCACACACUCCUAGGACCUUGGGUUGCUUCUAGGACACUGCCAUGGAUGUUGAAGAGGAGAAUGAAACCCUGCGACGUUUCUUUGAAGGACAUGAUAUCAAUGGGGCCCUGGAGCCAUCCAACAUCGACACCAGUAUCUUAGAAGAUUACAUCAGUAAAGAGGACUCCUCAGAAAUCUGUUUCCCAGAGAUUCCUUCCUCAGCCAGCUAUGCCAGCCCUCAGCCUUGUGGAUCUUCUGGAGUCCACCUGCCCGGUGUCCUUUCCAAUGUUGCUCACACAGGCAGUAUUAACGCAGGGGGGGUCCAUCAUCUUGGUCAGCAAAUGGCAGUACGACCGGGGCCAGGGACAACAUGUGGGGGGCCUCCAUACCCUCAGCACCUGAACUGCAAUAAUAACAAUGCCAUGCUGAACCCCAAAGGAUACCCAGGUCCCAUGUGCAUGAGCAACCAAGGCCUUCCCAUUAAGGCAGAACCGAAAACCAGCUAUGCAGCCGGCACUUUACCUGACUCUCCCCCGGACUCUGGAUCAGAGGCGUACUCCCCUCAGCAGCUUAGUGAUCCUCACCUGCUUCGCACGAUGACCCCAGAAAAUAUAUGUCACAUCACCCCACCCUCUCGUCUAGAGCACCCCCCUCCACCUCACUUACAGGGCCCAUUGCCCCCCCACCCUGUACACCAGCAGCACUAUCCUAGCAUGCAGCGGGAACUGUACAUGAAAGUGGAGUCCAUGAUGCCACAGUACCAAAACCUUGGACCUGCGAUGCCUCCGGCAGACCUACAUCAUGCCCAGCAGUCGCAAAUGCUCCACCAGCUUCUCCAACAGCAACAUGGAGCUGAGCUCCCAGUGCAUCCUUCGAAGAAGAGGAAACACUCAGAUUCUCCAACCAACACCCUGAGGGAGCAGAUAUCCAAUGGAGGCAUGGUGAAACAGGAGCCGGGUCUCAUACAGGACAAUGACAGUCUAAACGGUUCCUAUCUUGAUCCUAAUUACCAAUCUAUAAAAUGGCAGCCUCAUCUGCAGAACAAAUGGGUCCCUCUCUAUGAUGCCAGCUACAAGGAACUACCCAUGCCCACCUAUAAGGUGGAUGCCGACAAGGGGUUUAACUUCUCAUCUGGAGAUGAUGCUUUUGUGUGCCAGAAGAAAAACCAUUUUCAGGUCACAGUGUACAUAGGAAUGAUUGGGGAGCCAAAAUAUGUUAAGACUCCUGAGGGUAUCCUGCCAAUUGAAUGCUUCUAUCUUAAAUUAAAUGGAGUGAAGCUGGAGGCCAUAAAUCAAUCAAUUAGCAUCGAGCAGUCACAGUCUGACCGCAGCAAACGUCCAUUUCACCCUGUAACGCUAUCCCUUCCCCCGGAUCAAGUCACUAAAGUGACAGUUGGCAGGCUGCAUUUUAGUGAGACCACUGCAAAUAACAUGAGGAAGAAAGGAAAGCCCAAUCCAGAUCAGAGAUAUUUCCUCCUGGUUGUGGCUCUCCAGGUUCAAGCACAGAAUCAGACGUACUUGGUGGCAGCACAAUCCUCUGAGCGCAUCAUAGUCAGGGCUUCUAACCCAGGCCAGUUUGAGAGCGACAGUGAGGUGCUGUGGCAACGUGGGCAGCUACCAGAUACUGUCUUCCAUCAUGGACGGAUUGGCAUAAAUACAGAACGACCAGAUGAAGCUCUUGUGGUACAUGGCAACGUCAAGAUUAUGGGCUCUCUCAUGCACCCGUCUGAUAUUCGAGCCAAGGAAUCCGUCGAGGAGGUGGAUACAACAGAACAGUUAAAGCGGAUCUCUCAGAUGCGCCUAGUUCAUUAUCACUACAAACCUGAGUUCGCAAGCACUGUUGGGCUGGAUGAAAAUGCAGCAGAAACAGGGGUGAUUGCUCAGGAAGUGCAGGAGAUACUCCCUGAUGCUGUUAAGGAAAGUGGAGAUUUAGUGUGUGCAAAUGGGGCAACCAUUGAAAACUUCCUGGUUGUUAACAAGGAACGGAUCUUUAUGGAGAACGUGGGAGCUGUUAAGGAACUCUGCAAGCUGACAGACAACCUGGAAACCCGUAUUGAUGAGCUAGAAAGGUGGAGCCGCAAACUGGCCAAGCUCCGGAGGCUGGAUAGCAUGAAAAGCACUAACAGUCACACUGGCAGUAGUCAGUUCAGCCGUGCAGGGAGUGUGCCUUAUAAGCAACGUCCCCCCAAAGUCAUGGGCAAGACUGUCUCUGGCCCUGCAGACCAAAGCUGUGUCAGUCAGCGAUUCCUUCAAGCAACCAUAAUUGCUCUGGUUAUUAUCAUGGCUUUCAGUGUCAUCUCUAUGACAACACUGUACGUAUUGAACUUGCGCAGUGAAGAUGAUAUGCUGGGCAUUGACGGCUCUCUUACUCGGCCCGGUAGCUGUACUCUGACUUUCUUCCGACAGAUCCACCUUACUCUUCCUUAUGCUUUGUGCACAGGGUCUAGCCAGAACUUUGACACCACACAACUGAAAGGCUCCACCACCCCUCCACCGAAGAUAACAAAAAGUCCAGACUGGCAACAAGACCCUCCGCUUACCAUUAACCUUUGCAUGGAUCCGCCUUGUGAACCUGUCUGCUGCCCUCGCAUUCUAAGCUCUGAAUCUCCCACCAUCACCCGGAAAACCUCCGCAGCAUCAGCCGAGACCAACUCACAGACAGACCCUGCUCCAUCCACAAUUAUCAGGAAAGCAAAGUCUCGCAAUCUGGACAAGAACCGCAACUCCCUGCAGACCCUUCCCAGACCAGUCAGCCCUGUGCCACCUUAUACCCAGGGCAAAAGCAAACACAACCCCAACAGUCUUCCAGGGCAGGACCUCCGCGGAAGGAGGAGCUUGGAGGAGGAAAGUACACCCACUACACCAAUGGACAAGACUCAAGGAAAUGGCUAUGACACUCGCUACUCUCUCACCUCCGUACGCCUGCUGGAGACCGACACGCUCAUUACUAACCGUUCAUGUGCCUCGCUCGAUACCUGUGGGUCAGGAAAUUACACCUAUAAACUCCCCAUCAGCAAAUACAGUCCUCUGUCCGGCAGCCUUACCUUGGAGCUCAAUUCCUCCUCACCUGUGUCGGUGAACUUCUGUGAAUCAUCAGAAGGAAAGGGCUGUCAGGAAUCAGCAGCUGUCACAUCUCCCAGGAACCAAAGCUGCCCCCAGGGGACAGAUGUGUGCGUCAUGCAGGUCUCUCCCACGUCUCACUUAUGGACCCUGCAGUUACUUCCCUCGCAAGAUUUCACCUUUCACCUGCGCGUGGCUCCUCCGAGUGCCUCGGGUUGCAACGAUCUCUCUAUUGAUCCCUCACAAGUUACAGACUAUUAUUUCAGAUUUUAUCGACUGUGCGACUGAUACUCUGGGCAGCGGCAGCAGCAGAGAAAUAUCUGCCUAUUACCGUUCUCCUUCCUUAAAAUGGAAACAGGCGUGUCCUUCCCCGUCCCCCCCACAGACUGCGGGCAGCCACGGGGUCACCCUUCCCCUCACUGGAAGUGCAACACUGGAGCAGACUGAGCACCACUGGAUCUUUCUGGGUCAACUGGAAGUAAAACGGCACAUCAACACUGGAGAUAGAGGGGGGUCUACUCAUCUUUAACUGGAAGCAAGACAAGGGGUAGCCCCUCUUGGCCAAUAAGCAGGAGUAAUGGAGUAAGAAUGGGUGCGGCCCAGCCAUUGAAUUUCUGUGUCUAAUAUUGUGAUUCUGUUACAAACCUUCCCUUCCCUCACCCACCGUUGUUAGUCUACAUCCCACCUCCUACGUAGGGUUUUUGACGCAGCAGCCAAGGCAUAAGCCGGCGGCAGCACAACCAAUAAGAAGUUACUGAACAUGUUGGACAUUUUUAUCAUGUUUUAUGUGGAUUUUUUUUUUCCUUUUUUCUUGUUUGAGCUUUCUGUGUUUUGUAUUUAAUUGUCUAACCACUGAAGUGCACUUACUAUUAACACGGCAGUGAGGACCAAAAACACCCCCCUCUAUAGCCUGUGCAAGGGUGGCCAUCUUGCUAAUUGGGAGGGGGGGUUGGUAGCGCACCAAAGACUCUUAGAGAGCACACCGAGUGCAAAGCCGUGCAAAUCCAACUCACCGCAUAACUGGUGACAUGAAAGACUUUGAAUUUGAUGCUGAAAAGUCAUUUUUUUUCUCCUCGUUAUUACAAAUUAUGCUCUUAACUUUAAAUUUUUUUGUAAAUAGUUUCCUUGCAAUAAUUAGAGACACUAAUCACAGCGGCCUUGGUGGCCUUUGCCAUCACUGGAACAGUUUAACCAAUUCAAAGCAUAAGGGACCUACCCUUUGGUACAUUGCCCCUUGUGGCAGGGAAUUGGUUAAACCCUAUUUUCUAAGCAUUAAAGUCUUUUUUUUUUUCAGAUUUGUAUUUAUAUUUCCCAUGCUCCCCCGCUAUCCUGCUGUAACAGUUUCUGGGACUGGAUAAUCCUAUCUGCGUAUAAAUACCCACAAUAUAUAAAUAUAUAAAUAAUUCUUUGUA
This is a messenger RNA of Xenopus tropicalis (tropical clawed frog), 4818 nucleotides long. It is a transcript of the gene myrf, whose product is annotated as myelin regulatory factor. The record is from RefSeq and is a predicted model, not a curated record. Gene Ontology annotation, molecular function: DNA binding; DNA-binding transcription factor activity. Lineage: Eukaryota; Metazoa; Chordata; Amphibia; Anura; Pipidae. The transcript has 27 exons. Gene Ontology annotation, cellular component: nucleus; endoplasmic reticulum membrane; cytoplasm. Gene Ontology annotation, biological process: protein autoprocessing; regulation of DNA-templated transcription. Bases 410 to 3694 code for a protein of 1094 amino acids.